Hypanus sabinus (Atlantic stingray) is the source of this 6045-nucleotide messenger RNA. Its product is annotated as reticulon-3-like. Gene Ontology annotation, cellular component: postsynaptic density; neuron projection. The transcript has 8 exons. The coding region runs from base 206 to 4033 and encodes 1275 amino acids. Gene Ontology annotation, biological process: brain development; neuron differentiation; endoplasmic reticulum tubular network formation. The record is from RefSeq and is a predicted model, not a curated record. NCBI's taxonomy places the organism in Eukaryota, Metazoa, Chordata, Chondrichthyes, Myliobatiformes, Dasyatidae.
AGCGAGGUGGGCGGGCUCUCUUUUAUUCCCCUCGCUCUCCUGCGCUUUUGCCAUAACGAGCUGCGGAGCCGAUUCAGAGCUCUGGGCGGUGUCUGCCGGCCCUGGAGAAAGCCGAGCAAAAGAAGAACGAUCAGAGCGAAGAUCGUUACUUUUUAAAACGAGAAAACAGAGAAGAUUUUAGACGGAAAACCAGAGACGCGAAGGAAUGGAAGAUCAGAACCAAUCGUCCCUUGUUAGCUCAUCCAAAGGAACAGAAGGCAAUGUUGAUUCAUCCCCAGCGACCUCGUCAGGAAUGUCUCUCGAGCGAUCUUCUCCACCGCCGCCCCCACCACAAAGCGCCCCCGGGCCGGUGCGGAGGCCGCCGCCUCCUCCCCCCGCCUCGCCCCCUCCGCCCCGGGCCCCCGACGCUCCGGAUCGAGGCGAGGAGGAGGAGGCGAUCCGGGGCGCGAGGACGGGGCCGGGCCCCGGAGGCUACUUGGAGAAGUACAGCUGGAUGAGCCAGCCCGGGCUGACGUUCGAGAGGGAGGGGCGGCCGCUGGCGGACCUCGUAACCGGGGGCGACCAAGCCAAGAGCGACCCGUCCUCCAUCGACUCCUCGCAGGAGGAGGACUCCUUGGAGAGGCUGACGCCCGACUCGCCGUUCGAGGUGCUGGCUGAGGCGCAGGAGCCCCUCGCCGCCGGAGGUAGGCCCAGCAGAGCGAGGGCCGAGGACGGCGCGGUUCCGGGGCUGGAGGGCGCCAAGUGGAGCUUCCUGCCGGACGACCGGUCCCCCCGCCGUCCCGAAGCUCGAGAAGAGGCGCCUGGCUCGGGAGGCGGCCCCAGAGUCGAGGACCGGGAAGGAGUGGAGUCUUCGGCCGCAGUAGUGGCCCCAGAGAGCUUCCAGCCUCCCCCGACUGCAUUAGCGACCGUCCCCCCUGGAUCCUCGGGCCCUGGCCCACGGGACAAAGAUGUGUCCACCACGGGUCUCGACGUCACCUUGGGCCCGCGUCCGGUGGGCGGAUGGUCCGAGGCAGUUGCCUCCCCCUCUGUGGGGGCAGGGGUUUGCGCCGUCCCGCCCGUCGCAGAUGGACUCGCGGAAAAAUUAGACCGAGCAUCCGAGGCCAAGACCCCGACCGAGAGGGGAAGUGGCACCGAGACUCGGCCCGGCCGUCCCGCGGGUGACCCCUGGUCCCUGGGAGAGGAGUCUUCCGCUCCCCCGGGCGUUAACGAAGCCGCCGCAGUGUGGCACCCAUCUCGAGCCCCGGCCGUUCAGACGACAGCUGCCCUCGACCGCGCCCAGCCGGAACCACCGAAGGCGGAUCAAUCCGGGGAAUCGAGGGAGGUUCUCAAAGGGCCCCCAGGGCCCCAGCCCUUGGCCCCGGAGGCAGCUUCCGCGACGGAGCCACCCGGCGGCCCGCAGAAUGUGGAUCUGGUGUCGGUGGAGGUAGCCUGGGAACAAGGGGUUGGCGCCAGAGAGGUGGGGGCAGUCAGCCCUGCAAGCCGAGGAGCCAAGGAGGACAGGAGCCAACCAGGAUAUGCCCGGAAUUCCCUGCCGGAAGACCAAACAGGAUUGGACAAAGUUUCCCAGCCAGACGACCAAACAGGAUUGGGCAAAGUUUCCCAGCCGGAAGAGCGAACAAUAUUGGGCAAAGUUUCCCAGCCGGAAGAGCGAACAAUAUUGGGCAAAGUUUCCCAGCCGGAAGAGCGAACAAUAUGGGGCAAAGUUUCCCAGCCAGACGACCGAACAAUAUGGGGCAAAGUUUCCCAGCCGGAAGAGCGAACAAUAUUGGACAAAGUUUCCCAGCCGGAAGAGCGAACAAUAUUGGGCAAAGUUUCCCAGCCGGAAGAGCGAACAAUAUGGGGCAAAGUUUCCCAGCCGGAAGAGCGAACAAUAUUGGGCAAAGUUUCCCAGCCGGAAGAGCGAACAAUAUUGGGCAAAGUUUCCCAGCCGGAAGAGCGAACAAUAUUGGGCAAAAUUUCCCAGCCGGACGACCGAACAAUAUUGGGCAAAGUUUCCCAGCCGGAAGAGCGAACAAUAUUGGGCAAAGUUUCCCAGCCGGAAGAGCGAACAAUAUUGGGCAAAGUUUCCCAGCCGGAAGAGCGAACAAUAUUGGGCAAAGUUUCCCAGCCGGAAGAGCGAACAAUAUUGGGCAAAAUUUCCCAGCCGGACGACCGAACAAUAUUGGGCAAAGUUUCCCAGCCGGAAGAGCGAACAAUAUUGGGCAAAGUUUCCCAGCCGGAAGAGCGAACAAUAUUGGGCAAAGUUUCCCAGCCGGAAGAGCGAACAAUAUUGGGCAAAGUUUCCCAGCCGGACGACCGAACAAUAUUGGGCAAAGUUUCCCAGCCGGAAGAGCGAACAAUAUUGGGCAAAGUUUCCCAGCCAGACAACCAAACAGGAUUGGGCAAAGUUUCCCAGCCAGACGACCAAACAAUAUUGGGCAAAGUUUCCCAGCCAGACGACCAAACAAUAUUGGGCAAAGUUUCCCAGCCAGACGACCAAACAAUAUUGGGCAAAGUUUCCCAGCCAGACGACCAAACAAUAUUGGGCAAAGUUUCCCAGCCAGACGACCAAACAAUAUUGGGCAAAGUUUCCCAGCCAGACGACCAAACAAUAUUGGGCAAAGUUUCCCAGCCAGACGACCGAACAAUAUGGGGCAAAGUUUCCCAGCCUGACGACCAAACAAUAUUGGACAAAGUUUCCCAGCCAGACGACCAAAAAGGAUUGGGCAAAGUUUCCCAGCCAGACGACCAAACAGGAUUGGGCAAAGUUUCCCAGCCGGAAGAGCGAACAAUAUUGGGCAAAGUUUCCCAGCCAGACGACCAAACAGGAUUGGGCAAAGUUUCCCAGCCAGACGACCAAACAGGAUUGGGCAAAGUUUCUGGGCUAGAGGACAAAACAGAAUUGGGCAAAAUUUCCCGGCCAGCAGAAGGGGCAGGAGUUCCAGUUCAUCAGCCUGAGGGAGGGGCCACCGGAGAGGCAGCAGGACUGGUGGGUGGAAGAAUCGGGCCUUCUGCACCAGGAGCGUUGCCUCCUCUAUCGGCAGGCACUGGCCCAGCGGAGGAGCGGAAAGCCAGCCCCGAGGGCUUGCCGGAAAGACCCGCCCUGGCGAAUCCCAGCCUUGGACUCGGGGACAUGUCUUCCCCACUUCUGGAAAUGAUCCGCAGGUCGGAAAUGCAGAGGGGCGUGCAGGCCCGGGAGCAGCGCGAGACUCCAGCCCCCGCGGUCCCAGACAUCACCGGGCACCCCGCCGGCCUCGCAAGCUGCCCCACCCUGGAGCCUGAGCCGUCCGGGAGCCCGUCGCCCGCCGAGGGAGGCGGAGGGGUCGUGCCUGGGGAGCGGGCCGGCCCCCCUGCUCCCCGGGAGCCCGCCCUCCCGCUGGCACCUCCCUCUGAGCCCUCGCCGGCUGGUGGAGAGGACCGGGAAGACCAGGAGACCCCGGAGGAGGUGGCUGGUGGGGAGGCCGCAGAGAGAGAGAGCAGAACCACAGUGAAGGAUCUGAUCUACUGGACUGAUCCCAAGAAGACGGGCCUGGUGUUCGGCUCGACACUGACCCUCCUGGUGUCGCUGGCGGUUUUCAGCGUGGUCAGCGUGCUGGCUUACCUCGUGCUUGCUCUCCUGGCCGUCACCAUCAGCUUCCGCGUCUACAAGUCCGUCAUCCAGGCCGUGCAGAAGACCAAUGAGGGAAAUCCUUUCAGAGCCUAUCUGGAGCAGGACGUCACCAUGUCUCCGGACGCCUUCCGCAGGUACUGCGACACCACCCUGGCGCACGUGAACCGGGCCCUCAAGUACCUGGUGCAGCUCUUCCUGGUCCAGGAUCUGGUGGACUCGCUCAAGCUCGCGGUUCUGAUGUGGCUGAUGACAUACGUUGGCGCAGUGUUUAACGGAUUGACCCUUCUCAUCCUGGCUCUCCUGGUGACGUUCAGUGUUCCCGCUGUCUACAAGAAAUACCAGACGGAGAUCGACCACUACGUGGAGAUGGUUCAGAAGCAAAUCAGCUGUGCCACUGGGAAAAUCCAGGAAAAACUGCCGGGCACAAAGCGGAAGACUGAGUAAACAGCUGGACUCCCACUCCAGGAAAUUGUGCUCCCCACACCCCCCCCCCACAUCAAGCUACUAAACCUCCACCCCCCAGCCCACGUGUGUUUUGAAAUUAAAACGCUGAAUGCCCAUGUUAUGAUCUGUACUGUCGUCACCAGUCUGCUGUGAUGGGUCACCGAGGCCUCACCUCCCCACCCCUCCUCCCUCCACACACGGGGGGGUGGGGGCAGAGUGGGGAAAAUGAGGAGCGUGGUCAGUAUUACCCGUCAGUGCACUAGCUGAGAACAACAUUCCUCAUCAGCUUCUGUCGAAAUAAGAUUUUAUAUAUGAAUAUAUAUAUUAUAAUAUACGUGUGUAUAUAAAUGUUAUAAAUAUGUCCUCCUCUGGAAACAACUGUCUGUGACAUCUGCUGUAGAUUUCUGGGCGAGGAAGGGGUAAAGGUCACUGGCUGAUGGCCUCUCUCCCCCCCCUCCCCUUUAAUUGUGGAAGCAUUUCAAUGUGUGUGCUCGAUGCUGUAAGUGGACCCAGGAUCGGGGGUGACCGACUGUAAAAGGGUCUCUCUGGGGCUAGAACUGUGUGUCUGAGUGACGGUCUGUGUGUAGGAGUGUGCCUUCAAGGCUGCUUGCCCCCCCCCCCUCUCCCUUGCGGGGUGAAGGCCGGGCGUGCGCCGUUUCCCCACACACCUCGUCCCCCUCGCACCCUGCAGGCUUACCGUGGUGAGGGAAGCGGGUGGAUCAGAAUGGUGGGACAAUUACCCUCGCUCUCCCCACCCCACCACUGGUGCGGGAGGGCACGCCAGCCUUGGCAGUUAGCUGAUUCUGUGGUUCACCGGCCAACUCGAUGGAGGGGUUGUGCCAGGGAGCAAAAUUCCUUUAGUUAGAUACACUGGCCCUUCCCUAACAACUGUUAACCGAUGAAGAGAUGGGUGGGGGCAGUGUGAAAUGGGAAUAUCAUUAACCCCAGUAAUCGAGAGGGUACGAAAAAGCACGGCGGUUUAAAACUCCUGUUGUCAUUUCAAUUUGCAGAGCUGUUGAGUUUGGAGUUAAAAGAAAUCACUGGUUUGUGGUUUGACUGUGGGGGGGAGGGAGAAAGUCACCCCCCCCAAGGGGUGAUUGCAGUCCAUUCCUUUACCAGCCCUGGGAACCGGCCCCACGGGAGUGUGAUGAUCCCACCUCACCAGUGUUACCGCCACUGUUGUGGGGGAGAUGCUGUCUGACCCUGGCCUCCUCUUACCCUCCCCCCCCCACCUAAAUUCCAGGCGCUGAUCUCUCCACCAGCCUGCCCUGUUAACCCGUUGUCUACAAUCUCUGAGCGAGCAGGGUGGGGAACCGGGUCCGCAGUCUGCCCCCACCAUCCUUCCCCACCAGGAUGGACAGGAAGCUGGUGUGUGUGUGUGUGCCAUUCAGCCCAUCGAGCCUGCUCUGUCAUUCCAUCGUGGCUGAUUUAUUUUCCCUCUCAACCCCAUUACCUAACCAAGAACCGAGCAACCUUUGCUUUAAUGGCUCCACAGCCAUCAUCACGCUCUGGCCGAAGAGAAGUCCCUCUAUUCUGAGGCUGGACGCUCUGCUCCUGGCCUUCUCCUUCCCCCCCCCCCCCUCCCAUUGGAACCAUCCUCCGCCCACCUCAGCAUUCCGAUAUCCGACAGGUUUCAGUGAGUUUUCACCCCAAUCCUUCUCGACUCCAGCCGAUUCAGACCCGGAGGCAUCCAAUGCUCCUCACAGGUUAACCCCUUCCGGGAUAGUUCUCGUGAACCCCCCCCCCCCACCCCACCCCCUCACCACCACCGCGGGAAACACGCGUGUUCGCACACGCUCACGGGGCCGAGUUUCGAGGCCACAUUCUGCAGCGAACGUGGGUGAACUGCCAGGGCUGGGUGUGAGGGUAACGGGGCGGCCCGAGGAGGUGAGUGUGUGUCUGUGAGAGCGAGAUUACACGAAGGCACCGGAAAGUAGGCGAUUCCUGCGGGGGUGGGGGGAAUAAAACUUACUGUGAUGUUGUCGGUAAUAAAUUCUGCCCCUGUUGUUUAA